GCGAACACUAGGGGGCAGGCAGAGGAACAGCCGCCAGCAAGAAUUACCACAAACGUCCAAACACAGGAUUCAUUAGCCCAAGGAGAAAACAACAGCGACGACCACACCAAAAAUGCCGCGAACUCCUCCUCCUGAAAGUUGUCGCGGCGGCCCCUCCACUUCUUCUGCGCCCUCCAUUACCGCUUUCAAGGUGCAGGAGAAGUACGCGGAGGGCAUGCGCCUGCUCCAGAGCGGCCAUGUUCUUCUGGCGAUCCAGCAGUUUCAGGAGGCGUCCUUUUUUGACGCUGAAGACGCGCUACCCAUCGUCGCGCUCGCCGAGUGCUACGUCUUUCUGUGCGACCUCCGCUCCGCCAUCCGCUGCUACCGUCGCGCGUUGUGGUCACUCCGCAAAAGAAAGCAGCGCGCUCCGCGGGGCCAGCAGGGACAGAGCGCGACGACCCGACUGGCCGCGCGGGACGGGUCUUUUCAUCCGAACUCGCUCUCGUCACUCAUCACGCAAAUUCCGACAGAAGUCGCGGCUCAGCCACCACUGCCCCCACCGCAGCGCCCCAGCACUGCGCAGUUUCAGCCGACUUCCGUGUUUUUGUCAAACGAGUUGCUGCACGCCGUCUCGGAGGGCCGGUUUGUGCCGGAGGGCGCGCAACAGAAUGACGUCAAUGAGGUGAGUACGGAACAGUUAGCGGGAGAGAAGCGGCAGCCGACACGAGGCACGAGCGUCCUCUCACAGAUCGACGAAGGUUUCCCUUCUACUUCGGGUGACGGCCCGAAGGACACGCACCACAAUACCCCACCGCAGUCCACGGCUUCGCAGGAGACUGCCCCGCCCCAUGAGCUUACCGCAGCAGAGGUCCGCGCACGACUGGCGGGCGUGCUGGACGCGCUCGGCCUCGCCCUCUUCCAGGUCGGCAACGUGGAACAGGCGUUGCGGUGCACGACGGAGGCGUUGGAGCUUCUCGCAGCCGCCAAAGCGGCGGAAAAAAAUGAAAUGAGUGCACAGGCAGGUGGCCACAGCAGCCCGAUACCGAUGCGGCUUUUUACGAAGCUGCAGAACCCGUACAUGAGUGAACCCACCAUCGCUCUUCAUCGUGCUGUCUUCCUCGUCGCUCUGCAGCGUGAGGAGGAAGCCGAGGCCCUGCUUGACAGCCACUACGAACUGUUCGAGGACUUCCGUGCGCAGUCGGCGCCUCUGUUGAUCCAACUCUACUGCAAUCGCCAGGCCUUUCGGAAAGCAAGGCUGCUGCUAGAGUCACAAGAGGAGGGGCUACAAGGUAGUGCUGCCACUCCAGGUGACGAAAGGAUGUUGACAAUCCCUGAUAAGGAGGCUUCAUCGGAAACAGGAGCUGCUGACAAAGGUGAUGGCUCGCAUUCUCCUUGCCCCACCCAAGAGGGAGGCAGACCUGAAGAAACGACGGAGGAGCCUGCGGAUCACCUCGGCGCCACGGUGACCUUUCCUCCGUUGCCCACACCGCUCUCUCUGACCGUGGCGAAGUACAUCUUCACGGAGUUGUACGCCCGCUACCGCAGCGCCGCCUUCACCAGCGAUGACGAGGACAGCGUGACGCGGUGCCUCGACGUGUACCCGAACGAUGUAGAGCUUCUCUUUCGACGUGCCCAACUCCGCAUUGCUGCCGGGGAGCUGAAGCGUAGCGUCAAAGAUCUGUUUCGGUGCGUGCAGGACACAAACGGCGAGCACAAGGAGGCGAUUGAGGCGAUGACGACGGUCCUCUUCACCAUCGGCUCCAGUUUGGACGGCAAGUCAGAGAUGCAGAACGCGGUCACGUAUUACUCCGAGUCACUCAAGUGGCGUCCCGAUAACGUGCUGGUUCUGCUGGCUCGUGGGGACUGCUACACCAAGAUAGAGUCGUUUGAGGAGGCGCUGGCGGACUACCAAGCUAUCUUGAACUACGCACCGGAGCACCGUGAGGCGCAGGGACGCAUCGCGGCGCUGCACGACUUGUGGGGCCGCAAGUUCUACGCGCUCGACGACCCGGCCCAGGCAGAAGCGGAGUUCACGAACGCCAUCAAGACAGACAACAAAAACCCGGAGUAUUAUUAUCAUCGCGCUUUGUGCCGCCUGAAGCUAAAUCACGGCCAGUACGCGCUGCGCGACGUCUUGUCCUGCAAGGAGCUCAACCCUGCCGCGCCGCACCUGCGCGCCUUUAUCGCGCGGUACAUGGAGCCCAUGCAGCUGGCGGAGGCAGCGGAGGAGAAGGAGAAAGACAAUACGGUAGUGCACCGGACCGUCACCACCUCCGCUGCCAGCAGCCGUCAAACACGGAUGGCGAAGACGAAUGCUGCCGCAAAAUGGUACGGAUCGCGCACUCCGCCCUCGCUGCCGAUGGAAAGAAGUAGCGCUCGAGGAGGCGUUACAUCCCGCAAGAAGCGCACCGAGGAGUCGACGAGCUACGGGAUGUCGUUGCGGUCCAGCAGCGGCACCGCCGCUGUCUCCCUCCCGUCCAUCUCUACGCGCCGCCCACCUUCUUGCGACGCAGCUACGGAGGGGUUGGUGCAGGGUUAUCAGACGACGUUGCACCGCCGCCAAGGUGAACCGCUGUCUCAAACGAAAUGA
Messenger RNA from Leptomonas pyrrhocoris, 2569 nucleotides. RefSeq lists its product as hypothetical. Gene Ontology annotation, molecular function: protein binding. NCBI's taxonomy places the organism in Eukaryota, Euglenozoa, Kinetoplastea, Trypanosomatida, Trypanosomatidae. Bases 113 to 2569 code for a protein of 818 amino acids. The transcript has a single exon. The record is from RefSeq and is a predicted model, not a curated record.